AUGAGAGAAGCUCCACCUACUCAAUGUACCGAUCAUGAAUUCUCUGAGCUUAACACAAUUAAUUCAAAUGAGAAGACUAUAGGUAAUAAUCAGAAAGUAUCAGAUAACACAGUCAGAACUAGUUCUACUACUGUUGAUUUUAAUAGUAAUAAGGGUAAAACUAUUAUUGGUCACCGUUGUAAUUGGCCAUCACCAUCAGCUUGUUUUUACUGUAAACCAUGUAAUAAACUUUUAUGCGCUGAAUGUAGCGGACAUUUCUCAAUGUCAUCUAAAGGUAAAGAACAUGAAAAUCAUGUUGUAUUAUCAUUGGAAAAGGCUGUUCAUGAUGCUAAACUUGAAAUUAAUAAGCAAAUUGAUCGAGUUAAACGGAACAAUUCACAAUUCGAAGAUUAUUUACGUCAUCUAAUUAAAUACGGUCAUGAACUUGGUGAAACAGAAUUGAACAUAACUAAUCAAAUUCAAAAUAGAGCUGAACAAUUGAAAAACGAAAUUGAUCAAAUAGCUAAUAAACUAACUAAUCAAAUUGACAAAGAAAUUGGGAAUGAAAUGAAGCUAAUUGGCCAAUGUGCAGGGUCCCUGUAUCCAUUAAUUGCCCAAUGUGAAGUAGCCUGUCGAUAUGCUAAUGCACUGAAGGAUUUUGGAAGACCAGAAGAAGUACUUUUCUGUUUUGAUCAAGUAAACGAACAACUGAGCUAUUUGGGACAAAAGAAAAUUGAGUAUUUAGGAGCACGUAUAAAAACAUAUUUCAAAAAUGGCGGUUAUAGUUAUUGUGAAGAUGGGAUAGAAACAAAAAGUCAAACAUUCAAUUCAUCAUAUUUAUUCGGAAGUAUUGAAUCUGAAAAAAUUGUAGAGGAAUUUUCAAAAAAUGAAAUUAUCAAUCGUUCAGCUAUUCAUAAACAAAAUGAACUUAAAUUAGAGCUUAGUAUAUAUACUUAA
This is a messenger RNA of Schistosoma mattheei, 936 nucleotides long. The record is from the annotation of a GenBank genome assembly. NCBI's taxonomy places the organism in Eukaryota, Metazoa, Platyhelminthes, Trematoda, Strigeidida, Schistosomatidae.